AUAAGUCCGCAAAAGACGCAAUUAUUUUUAGGUACGUCAGUAGAAUUAUAGAUGCAAAGAAAUCAUUUUGAUAACCAACUGUUGCAAGAUAGGCGUUAGUUAGACUAAUCGCAACUUGCCAGCAUUUUCAUCAUGUUUCACGUUUCCACAAUCUCUGUGCCAUCAAAUAAAAUGAUGGUAAGAAAAUACUAUGCAGACUAUAGAGCCUCAAACGUAAGCGUUAUUCAUACCUUUUAAUUACGUAAGUUUAGUCACAAAUCAUAAUGUAUUAUUAGGAAGUCUCGAUUCUGUCCCUCAGAUUCACAGUCGGUAUUUAGCGCUAAGUGUGUCAAAAACGUAUUGUAUAAUGGAUUCGAUGUUCGGGAAACAUACCGCUAGUCCCAUCUAUGAAAAUUACCAUGAUUCCUGUGGCGUGUGGCUUCCUACAUUAGUAUUGGUUUUAUUUUAUUAAAUUUAUGGUUUAUAGUUUAGGUUAGACUGUGGUGAAAUAGUAUACUCUAUAAAAGGGUACUAUAUUACUAAAUUUAUUUUUAAUUGUAAUCUGUGUGUGUAAUAAUAAAAAGUACUAUAGAAUAUUAACAUUAUAAAAAAAUAUUCAGAGGUGCAUGCCAAACCAGUGGCAAAAUCAAGGAUAAAUAAACGACAAGUUAUUUAACAUGCUUAAAUAAAAAUUAAACUUACUAGCAAUCAUUGGAAAAAUGCAUUUUAAAUAAAGCUCCACGAGUGGUAUUCUGUAAUUUGCAGCUGUUAGGUAAAAUUACAUAAACACUAUGUUUAAAAUAAAGUUAUUAAUCAAACCUGCCAGAGCAGGUGCUCGAUCUGUAAAACAAUUGUCGCCGAAAGCUAAUGCAGCUUUCGAUUCAUUAAAUUACUGUGCAGACAUUGUAAGAUAGACAGUAUGAUUAUGAGAACUAUUUGGCAACUCUUCUUAUGACUAAAGCUAUACGGUCACCAGCAUUGGUUAUAAGAGCAUUCAAUGUAGAAGUAGCAAGAGUGCAGGAUCAAACAACUGAUCCACAAAUAGCAACAAUGAGAUUGCAAUUUUGGCAAGAUUCCCUCAAUAAAAUAUUUCAUAAAUCUGUGGACAAAUCAACAAUACCUGCGAAUCCUGUUGUUCAGCAAUUGUUUAAAGUUUGUCAAAGUUAUAAAUUACCCCAAAGGUAUUUAGAACGACUAAUUACAUCUAGGAGCAAUAUAUUAAAAACCAAAUACUUUAGAACAAUUGAAGAUAUAGAGAAGCACUCUGAAAAUUCAGUGUCAUCAAUUUACUAUCUACUGCUAAGCAUAGCUGGAAUUACUAAUGUACAUGCUGAUCACGCUGCAUCUCAUUUAGGAAAAUCUCAAGGAUUAGCCAAUAUUUUAAGGUCUAUCCAUGUGUCUAACCAUCACAAGAUGGUAACAUUACCAAUGGACAUUUUAAUGAAAUAUAAAAUAAGUCAAGAAUCAAUAUUAAGAGGAAUUGAUAACGAAGCUAUGCGAAAUGUUGUUUUUGAAGUCGCAAGUAGAGCAAAUAGCCAUUUGCAAAAAGCUAGAGCUAUAGAAAUACCAAAAGUUGCAAACCAGAUUUUUCUACCAGCAGUUGGUGUCGAAAUUUAUCUUACAAAGUUGCAGAAAAACCAUUUUGACAUAUAUGAUACUUCAUUACAAAAAAGGAACUCUUCUUUACCAUUUAGUUUAUAUUUUAAGAGGCUUUUUAAUAAAUAUUAGGUAGACAAUUACAGAAAUUUUUGUAUGCGGUGCAUCAUAUUUAAAAUGAAGAUGUGUAAAAGCAUGUUAAUACAUUUUUAAAAAACAAUAUAAAAUUUUGAUUAUAAUUUAGUUUAUUUGUAUAAUUCAUUAAUAAAUCAAGUAAGCAAUACAGUGCUUUUUAGGAAACACUUAGUAAAGUAGUAGUAACAGAUGAACCAAUAAUAUGUUCAUUAUUCUAUAUGUCUUGUAAUGUAGAUCCUGUAGAAAUAAUUUAACUGUGCACUGAAUUUUAUUUGUAGGAAUUAAAAAAAUUGAUUUCACAAGCAUAAAAAUUGCUAUUAACAGGAAUUGCAGUGAAUAAAACCAUUUUAGAAACAA
Messenger RNA from Pieris rapae (cabbage white), 2067 nucleotides. It is a transcript of the gene sicily, whose product is annotated as NADH dehydrogenase (ubiquinone) complex I, assembly factor 6. The record is from RefSeq and is a predicted model, not a curated record. Lineage: Eukaryota; Metazoa; Arthropoda; Insecta; Lepidoptera; Pieridae. Gene Ontology annotation, cellular component: mitochondrion. The transcript has 5 exons. Gene Ontology annotation, biological process: mitochondrial respiratory chain complex I assembly; biosynthetic process. The coding region runs from base 931 to 1707 and encodes 258 amino acids.